GUAGUCUGAAUAUAGAAAUUAAAAUUAUUCAAGAAAAUAUGAAUAGCUCAGUAAGUAUACACAAGUAAUAACUAUAUUUCAACACAUUUAGAAUUUUUAGAAAUAAAGUAAUAGUCUUUAAGGAAAGUUUUAUCAUGAAGACUAGUUGAUUAGGAAUUUAUGUUAACUUUCUACCUCACCAAACAUAAAUAGGCCAUUGAUGAAAAAUAUAGCUUCGAAAUCUAAACUACGAACAAUCCGUACACAACCAGGAGCUAACAAGGCAGAAUUCCACAGUUCUUGAAUUCCCAGUGAAAAAGGAUGAAUUACGAAAAUUCAAGCUCUUCAAGUCAAAUAGUCUCUCUCAGUUCUAUAAACUCUCAAAUGAUGAUCAAAGUAAGAAAUGAAAAUAAGAACAAGAAGUUGUUUAAGCUUCUUGGGAAUAGUUCCAUUGGCUCAAAGACCAAAGUGAGAGCUCCUAGUGAGUCUUGACUUGACAUUGAUGCAUUUUCAUACUCUCUGAAAAACCUCAUUGACAAUCAUAAUAAUUCAGCCCAUGAACAAUUUGAUGAGAGAUCAAGACUAAAUCAGGCGGCACGGAAAGCAGAUCUUGAUAGCCGAAUGUCUUUCAAAAAUUACCAAGAUUACAUAGAAGAAGAGAAAAUGAGGGUCAAUAAUUCGAUUUAUUUCAAAUAAGCGCCCUAGGAGUCUCUUUAAAGGGAGAAUUCCGAAACCUUCCUCUAAGAGGUACUUCUCUCUAAGGCAAAGCAAAUAAGAUCGAUGACAAAAAGAUCAUUAUAGUCAUGUCUAAGAGUAAACAGACCCGGGAGCUCCAGACCCAGACUAAAGAAGAACUAUAUAAUUUCAAAUCAAAUAAUGAAGGCGCAUAUCAUUCUAAAAUAUACCUCUGAAGAGGAAAUAAGCUCAAAACUAGUCAAAGCUACUCUUCCUUCUGGGUCAACCCAGUACAAAGUACUGGAGAGCUCAAGAUAGAGAGAUGAGUCAAAGUCAAGCCUCCUUCUAAGCAAAGUUUGGAGUAUACUGCUAAGAAGAGGAAGAAUUAUAUAAGCCAAUCUAACAUGCAGUUUAUAUCACCAGCUGUUCUUCACCAAAAAGAGCCUUCGAAAGGGAGAAAGCCUUUAUCUUCUAGUCUGUUUAAUUACUUGAAAGCGAUGAAGAAUCGGAGGAAUAUACGGUUUGUGAAGGUAAAUCCUAAAAUUAGCACCAAAUUGAAGAAGAAUGCCUGAACCCAGAACCACCCAUAUAAAGGACCACUCAAGUUAGAGUCAGACGUCAAGGAGAAUUGGCAGAGACUCAAGAAUUUCAAACUUGAAAUAGAUACAAGGGCUAAAAAACUCUCUCAAUCUCAGAAAGAGAACAGAAAUAUUCCUGAGAAAUCUAUUGACAAUACAAACUUGCUGAUAGAUACAAUUGACGACGGACAGCAAUCUGGAGAGUGGGACCAAGUUUUUGGCACAAAUGCUAACUCCGAGACCUUCGUCACAAAUUUGAGAUAGAAAAUUAUAAAUAGCACAAUUCUUAAGAAUUCAACAUCA
This is a messenger RNA of Moneuplotes crassus, 1535 nucleotides long. NCBI's taxonomy places the organism in Eukaryota, Ciliophora, Spirotrichea, Euplotida, Euplotidae. The record is from the annotation of a GenBank genome assembly.